UUAUAUAUAUACAUAUAUAUAAAAUGUUUCCUAAGGUAGGCUAUUUUUAUAUCAAAUCUCAGAAGACAGGAUUUGUUAUUAGCACCAAUGAUGAGGAUGAGGCUGGCACCAAGCUUGUUAUUAAGUCUAAGAAUUCGGGUACAGAUUAUGAGUUAUGGAGUUUUGAAUCAGGCUAUCUAGUUAAUAAAAUGAAUUUAUUUGUAAUGGAUAUUCAAGGAGGCGACAUAAGAUCCGGUCAGAAUGUACUACAAUAUGAACGCAAGAAGACUAUGGCACAUAAUCAAAGAUGGGGGCUUCGUGAUGGAUUUAUUUAUGUAGUAGCAGACCCAAGAAUUGUGUUAGAAUCUACGGAAGAAGAAGAAUCUUAUUUAUUUGUAAAUGCUCGAAAGUUAGAGGACAAUGAUUUUCAACAAUGGUACAUAGAACCAUAUACAGAAGAAUAUUAAAAGAAAAAAUUCUCGAGUACACAAUAAAGAUGUUAAGUUAUCAAAGAAUGAUUUUAAAGUCAAGAAGUUAAUAUUUAUUAGUAAACAUUUUAUUUCAAUAAAAUUCGCACUCUUUAGCUUUUAAUUUUUGAACAAGACAAAAACCAUACAUGUACUUGAUUGAUAGAUUUAUUAUUUUUGUCGAUAUAUCCUAGAAAAAAGUUCAUUUAUCAUCAAUAAAAGAUCACUAUCAAUUGCAUUAUUUAAC
Messenger RNA from Cokeromyces recurvatus, 693 nucleotides. RefSeq lists its product as uncharacterized. The transcript has 8 exons. The record is from RefSeq and is a predicted model, not a curated record. Lineage: Eukaryota; Fungi; Mucoromycota; Mucoromycetes; Mucorales; Mucoraceae. Bases 24 to 446 code for a protein of 140 amino acids.